AGGGAUUUACGCGGCUCUCGGUGGCGAAGGCGGCUUUAGUGGCAACAUGAAGCGCUCACAGACCGCGGAGGAACGAGAGCGCGAAGCUAAGAAACUGAGGCUUCUUGAAGAGCUUGAAGACACUUGGCUUCCUUAUCUGACCCCCAAAGAUGAUGAGUUCUAUCAGCAGUGGCAGCUGAAAUAUCCUAAGUUGAUUCUCCGAGAAUCCGGCAGUGUGUCCGAGGAGCUACAUAAGGAGGUUCAAGAAGCUUUCCUCACCCUGCACAAACAUGGCUGCUUAUUUCGGGACCUGGUUAGGAUCCAAGGCAAAGAUUUGCUCACUCCGGUAUCUCGCAUCCUCAUUGGCAAUCCAGGCUGCACCUAUAAGUACCUGAAUACCAGGCUCUUUACCGUCCCCUGGCCAGUGAAGGGUUCUAAUGUAAACUAUACUGAAGCUGAGAUCGCUGCCGCCUGCCAGACCUUCCUCAAGCUCAAUGACUACCUGCAGAUAGAAACCAUCCAGGCUUUGGAAGAACUUGCUGUCAAAGAGAAGGCCAACGAAGAUGCCGUGCCAGUGUGUAUGGCAGAGUUCCCCAGGGUCGGUAUGGGAUCAUCCUAUGAUGGACAAGAUGAAGUGGAUCUUAAGAGCAGAGCAGCAUAUAAUGUAACUCUGCUCAAUUUCAUGGAUCCUCAGAAAAUGCCCUACCUGAAAGAGGAGCCUUAUUUUGGCAUGGGAAAAAUGGCAGUGAGCUGGCAUCAUGAUGAAAAUCUGGUGGAAAGGUCAGCGGUGGCUGUGUACAGUUAUAGCUGUGAAGGUUCUGAAGAUGAGAGUGAUGAUGAUUCUAAUUUCGAAGGCAGAGAUCCUGAUACUUGGCAUGUUGGUUUUAAGAUCUCGUGGGACAUAGAGACACCUGGUUUGGCAAUUCCCCUUCACCAAGGAGACUGCUAUUUUAUGCUUGAUGAUCUCAAUGCCACCCACCAACACUGUGUUUUGGCUGGUUCACAGCCUCGGUUUAGUUCCACCCACCGAGUGGCAGAGUGCUCCACGGGAACCUUGGAUUAUAUUUUACAGCGCUCCCAGGUGGCUCUGCAGAAUAUCCGUGAUGACCUGGAGAAUGGCGAUGUCUCUUUGAAAUCCUUUGAGCCUGCCAUUUUGAAACAAGGAGAAGAAAUUCACAAUGAGGUCGAGUUUGAGUGGCUGAGACAGUUCUGGUUUCAAGGCAGUCGAUACAGAAAGUGCACUGACUGGUGGUGUGAACCCAUGUCAAAGCUGGAGGGACUGUGGAAGAAGAUGGAGAGUGUGACAAAUGCUGUGCUUCGGGAAGUUAAAAGAGAGGGGCUCCCCGUUGAACAAAGGAAUGAGAUCCUGACGGCCAUCCUUGCCCCGCUCACCACACGCCAGAACCUGAGGAGGGAGUGGCAUGCCAGGUGCCAGUGCCGAAUCGCCCGAACUUUACCCGUGGACCAGAAGCCAGACUGCCGUCCAUACUGGGAAAAGGACGAUGCCUCCAUGCCUCUGCCCUUUGACCUCACAGACAUCGUCUCAGAACUCAGAGCGCAGCUUCUGGAAGCAAAGCCCUAGAAGGAGCACAGUCUUAGGUGGAGAAGGAGAAGACAUCCUUGGCUUCUCUCCCGCAACCUUAUCACGGGCGUGGGCAAAGUGUAGGCCUCUCUUGGCCCUCAGGUUGUAGAACCUGAGUCCCAAUUCAAAACAGCUAGGGAAUGGAGCCCGUGAGUAGUAAGAUGUUGAAAAACAACAGUGCCAUAGUCCAAUUUGGUAUUCAACAAGAACUUCCCCCCAAAACCUUGGCCACUUGGGAUUUUUUUCAUAGGAGACUGUUAGCCCCGAAGGGCCAAAGGAGGUAGCCCAACCUGUGACAGAGCCUCACCUCCUUUCCUCCUUCACCAGCCUCCUCAGAGAUGUAGAGUGGGCCCAGUUGUCUGGGGAAAGACAGAACUUAGAGUUGUCCAUCCCAGUUCCUCACCAUGCCCCCUAGAGGUGUACCAUCCAAUAUGGCAGCCUCUCGCUGACUGUGGCAUCUCAAGUUUAAGUUCACUUUUCAUUACAAAUUCAGUUUCUCAGUUGCCCUCACCAUAUCUAGUGCUUCACAGCCACAUGUAGCUAGGGACUAGUGUGUGGGGCAACACAGAUAGGAAUAUUUUCAUCACUGUAGAAAGUUCUCUUGGAGGAAGCGUUCACGAGCAGGUGUUCCCUUUUCCAAUUCCUUGUAGUUGCUAUUCCCACAGGAGAAUGAGAUUAAAAGAGCAACGACUCUAAAGAGUAGCCCCUUUCCCUUUUCAGAGAAAAAGCUCAGUGAAAUCCUGAGCUGUGACUCCUGCAUACCACAGUCAGGCAUGGGACAGUGUUACCCAUUAAAACAAAGCUGACAUCCCGUCUUUAGGGACUUUCCCUGAUCUGAUGACAGAGACCAGCCCAAUUUACAUUGCAUCAUGAAUUUAGCCAGCAUAGCACAAGUUUUUCUCUAAUCCCCCCAUGUGCAGAUAAUGAGCCUUGAAGAACCCCAGUGCUCCAUCCUAAUGACAUUGACACUACAGACACACCCGGGGGAGCAGAGGUUGAACCCGGCCUCUGGCUUCAGAGUGCCUGAAUUAAGACCCCCCCCCCACUACCUAUGUGGCCUCUGGCACAUUCUCCUGCCUCAGUUUCCUCAUCUCUAUAAUGGGGAUGCCAAAGGUGUCCGAUCCCAAGAUGAGUACUCAGUGACGUGAUCUAGCUGCAGACUUAGAUCAAUUCCUGGCACAUCAUUAAGUUCUAGAGUGUCGUUACGUAUCAGUAAGUGGACCUGGAUGUGGAUGUCUUCCGCUCCCUUUCUGAAUCGCUGUGCCAGUUUUUGUCUUGUGAUGCCAUCAUCACUUCUUUCCCUUUCUGGCUUGGCUCCUGCCCUUUGGUGUCCCCAGAAAUCGUCAGGAUAGUUAGCCCUCUCCUCGGCGUGUCACCUCCCCUCAUAGCCUUCACAGUAGUUUAGAAACUGGAGAACUUUGGCCCUGGAGAGGUGCACAGAGCAUAGCCCCCUGCCUUCAGGAUCUGAUGGAAGAAGGCACUCUGUCCCCUGGAGGUGGGAAAGUGAGACCGUCACGCUGAGACUCUCAGACCCUGGACUUAUUCCUCGGUGUCUUUGAGCCUCGGUUUCCUCAUCAGUAAAAGAGAUGAGAAAGGUGUUGACAGGGCCCCAGCCCCCGACCACCUGGCCCCUCUUUAUUUUGUCCCCUUGGUGUUUGUCCUUUGUUACAUUUCAUUAGGUGCCAAUACUUUUAAAUUGGGAGAAUUCGUGUAAAAUUCAAAUGUCUGCAUUCUCUUUAGAAUUUGGAGCACCUGCCAGUCCUAAGCCUGCUUCGCAGCAUGGCACCAGGCUAAGUGGCAGCGUCUCCCAGCUCUGAAGUGGGCGUGACCCCCUGUGGUUUGCAGUGGACCCUGUUGCUCCCUGUUUUCGUUUACUGUAAACCUGAUCUGCUUCGCCCCUCAUGUCCACGCUUUCCAAACCUGCUUGCUCCUACCCCAGUAGUAAGAAUCACCAAUGUUUAGUGCGUACCCCCAAAUUUGUGUAUCCUACCCAACUAUAUUCAUGAACUGCUUGUACUAAUCUGUUGUGUGCACCAUUAAGCAUUCAUAUACAAUAAAGAUAUUAAAAGGAUAAGACA
This is a messenger RNA of Marmota flaviventris (yellow-bellied marmot), 3639 nucleotides long. It is a transcript of the gene Fto, whose product is annotated as FTO alpha-ketoglutarate dependent dioxygenase. Gene Ontology annotation, biological process: DNA alkylation repair; RNA repair; regulation of multicellular organism growth. Gene Ontology annotation, molecular function: ferrous iron binding; mRNA N6-methyladenosine dioxygenase activity; broad specificity oxidative DNA demethylase activity. The record is from RefSeq and is a predicted model, not a curated record. Lineage: Eukaryota; Metazoa; Chordata; Mammalia; Rodentia; Sciuridae.